GCGGCGGUCAGACAGGAGUCACAAGACCUCUCUGAUUGUGGGCUCGCCAUUCGGCUUGGACUGGAGGAGGAGGUGGAGUCUCAAAGGUGGGGAGGAGAAGGAGUCGGAGAUUGUUUUUUUUUUUUUUUGUUUUUUUUUUUGACACAACAGAAACAACGAGAGGAAGACGGACUGGAAGGUGGAAAGAAAUAUUAACUCGUGUUAAGGCGCAAGACAGGCGAACCGAAGAUGAUAAUGCCAUAUUUCGUAGAGAGUUUCUGGGGGGAAAAGAACAGUGGGUUCGAUGUCCUUUACCAUAAUAUGAAACAUGGACAGAUUUCAACAAAGGAGUUAUCAGAUUUUAUUAGAGAAAGGGCUACAAUUGAAGAGGCAUAUGCAAGGUCGAUGACCAAACUGGCCAAAUCUGCUAGCAACUAUUCACAGUUAGGGACAUUUGCACCUGUGUGGGACAUCUUUAAAACCUCAACUGAAAAGUUAGCAAGCUGUCAUUUAGAACUGGUGCGCAAACUUCAGGAAUUAAUAAAAGAAGUCCAAAAAUAUGGAGAAGAACAAAUAAAAGCACAUAAAAAGACAAAGGAGGAAGUCGCCAGCACUCUGGAAGCUGUACAGAACAUUCAGAGCAUCACUCAGACCUUACAGAAAUUCAAGGAGAACUACAACGCAAAGAGUGUCGAGCAGGAGCGGUUAAAAAAGGAAGGGGCAACACAGAAGGACAUGGAAAAGGCAGGGCUGAAAACAAAGAAAGCUACAGAAUCCUACAAAUCUUAUGUGGAAAAAUAUGCUGUGGCCAAAACAGACUUUGAACAGAAAAUGAGCGAAACUGCCCAGAAAUUUCAGGAUAUUGAAGAAGGUCAUGUUCUUCAAAUGAAGGAGAUUAUACAGUCAUAUUCACAGUCCAUUGAAGAGACACACUUACAAAUAGGCCAGGUUCAUAAUGAAUUUGUAAACAACAUGGAAAACACUACAGUGGAAAGCUUGGUGCAGAAGUGUGCUGAGACUAAAGGAACCGGCAAAGAAAGGCCUGGACCUAUUGACUUUGAAGAGUGCAACAUAGCCAGUGCAACAGAAGGGGCAAAGCCACGUAAAAGAAAAACCUUUGGGAUACCAGGUCGAAGGAAAGAUAAAGAUACUGAUUCAACGGAAUCCCCAGAUGCCGAGUCAGUUAAGACAUCAAAUGGAGCCCCCUCUGGCUACUAUGGGAGAAUAGAUUUACAGAAUGCUAAUAUUCCAGAGGUUGACGACGAGGGAUUCUGUCUCAAGCCAGAAGUUAAUGAGAAUGAAGCCAAAGAGAACAAUUUCUACUCCUCCAGCGACUCUGAAGAUGACGAUGAACCCAGAAAGUUUCAUGUGGAAAUAAAACCUGUCCAACCCAACAAUGGAGACCAUCAAGCAUCGGCUUCGAUAGAUGAACUGAAGGCCUCUAUAGUAAACAUAACACUCUCACCAUUGGCAUCGGCUCAGAUGAAGAGAAAUUCACCCAGACUGUCAGGGUUGCUUACACAGUCAUCAUCAUUAGACACGCAGCUCGUUUCCGGUGAAGACUUGGUCAAAUCCAGACUUCAGGCAUCAUAUAAUAAUGAAAGCAGACGAGUGAACAGUGACCUCCUCUCUCUGGACCCACUGUUCGGGCCUCCUCUUGAGUCAUCGUCUUCAUUGUCCUCUGUUUCUACAUCCUCAACAGCUGUUCCUCCCCUUUUCCAAUGCUUUCGUACCUCUGUCCAAGCUAAAGAUUUGGCAGUAUGUUCUUCCAUUGCCACAGCUGAUCUAAUGCUGCAUAGUGAGAUCUCCUCUCUGUCCAGUUCUCCUAAUGCUUCAGCUUGGGUUCCAGAUUCAGGCCACAAGACCCCUCCCUCAGAGCAUUCUAAAUGCCUAGAUCUAAGCAAUGCUGUUACUGUGACAGCUGCUCCAGAAAGCAUGGACAUCCUGUCUUCCUUGUCUUGGUCUCAGAGUCAGUGGAUAUCAUUUACUGAUGAACUGAUAUCAUACAGACAUUUCAAUGCAAGCCCAAUGGAGCCCCAAAGACUGCAGUCUAAAUCUAAAACAAACUCUCCAUCUCCAGUUGCUUUUUCCUCCUCCUCCUCCUCAUCUUCUUCCUCCUCUGUUAAAUGCAUUUCUAAUCACCUGAGUGAACUUUGCAGUGAUCUCACAGACAGCACAACAUGGCUUAUUGAAGAAAACGUCAGAAUGACGUCCUCUUCUCCAGCACCAGUGGAUAUAAACUUAGCACCUGUUCUUAAUCCCAAACAUAAUGUGUCUCAGCCAGCCAGACCUGCAACUCCUCACACUACAGCAGUGUCUCAGCCGGCCAGACCCACAACUCCUCACACUACAGCUGCAAUAGUGCCGCCGCCACGACCAACCUCGCGACCAAAGCUCUCUGCAGGAAAACUUGGUGGUAUCAAUGAAAUAGCCAGACCGUUUAGUCCACCGAAGAUAACAAAUGCCAGCCCACCCCCUGCAGCCCCCCUGGCUCGUGCAGAAAGCACUUCCUCUAUAUCGUCCUCCACGUCACUCACUGCCACAAGUAACCCAGCUGUGGAGGAUGAUGUGUUCAUUGGGAAACUGCCUACAUUUGAAAAGCGCUGUGAGACACCAGCAGGGAUUUCUCGGGGUCCUAGUCCAGUUAGCCUUGGAUCUCUGGACUCGCUACCUAUUGCAGCAGCCUUCACAGAGUCUGUCAACGCCUACUUCAAAGGAGCAGACCCCUCGAAGUGCAUUGCAAAAAUUACUGGGGACAUGACUGUGUCCUUCCCUACUGGAAUUAUCAAGAUUUUUACCAGCAACCCAUCACCACCAGUAUUGAGCUUCAAGUUAAAGAACACGAGCAAACUUGAGCAGAUUCUUCCAAACCAGCAACUUCUGUACAGUGACCCAUCACAAAGUGAUUCUAAUACCCUGGACUUCUGGAUGAAUAUGCAAGCCCUUACUGCCUACCUCAAAAAAAUGUCUGAACAGAAUCCCUCAGCUUCAUACUACAAUGUUGACAUCUUAAAAUACCAGGUCAUGUCAAAUGGAAUCCAGUCGACUCCUCUUAAUCUGGCAACAUACUGGAAGUGCUCUCCAAUCACAACUGAUGUCAGAGUGGAUUAUAGAUACAAUCCAGAGUCCAUGCUGACUCCCAGCAUUCUGGCAAACGUGCAGGUUCUGGUGCCGGUUGAUGGAGGAGUUACAAAUAUGCAGUCUCUUCCAACAGCCGUUUGGAAUGCAGAGCAGCAGAAAGCAUUGUGGAAGUUAAAAGAUAUAUCGGAGAAAUCUGAGAACGCAGGUUCAGGAUCCAUGAGGGCAAAAUUUGAACUUUCAGAAGGACCCUCUAACCCUGCCACACUUGCAGUGCAAUUCUUAAGUGAAGGAAGCACACUUUCAGGGGUAGAAAUAGAGCUGGUUGGCUCUGGAUACAGACUUUCCUUAACAAAGAAGAGAUUUGCAACAGGAAGGUAUAUGGCAGACUGCUGAUGAUUCUAAAACAAAAGACUUGGUCCCAGAAGCACAACUCUACUGGAGCAGCUUCAUCUGUUUGUUUCGUGGUCCUGUAAACAGAAACAGAAACCAUUUUUAAUAUCAAAUCUCAAGGUUUUGGCAAUAACUUUUGUUAAUUUUGUUAAUUCUGAAAAAAAGAGAAAUCUUUAUAAAUGUAAUUGCACCUUUUUAGAAGAAACAGUAAUAUUGACUACAUACAAUUAGCACUGAUGUGAUUUUUUUAACACUGUUUUAAAAACUGGGCUUUCAGGAAAUUUAUGAAAUUGAAAAUCUUUACUGCAGCUUGAUUUAUUUCAACUUUUGUAAAUCAAAACAGUAGUAUAUAGUCAAAUGUGUAUAGUUAAUAAUAUGUAUAAUAAUUAAAUAUUGGACUGCUAUAACUUAUAAGAACCUGCACUAACCAUCUUAGCGAGGGUAUAAUAAACAGGUUUAGAUGCAAUAUCCUGUAAUGCUUUGCAUAUGACAAUUAUAUUAAGUCUAACCGGGAUACUAAAAGAAAAUUGGUAUGUAAAUAUUUGCAAACCUGAGUGAAUUGAAUUCUGUGCUACUCUGCAAUGUUGUGUUCAAUCACCGUUUUAGAAUGGUUGAAUGGAAUAUCUGUAGACUACAAUUUUGCAAGCAUUUAUGGCUGUCGAUGUAACGACUAAUUAUUUUCUGUGAAUGCAAUGUGCCAUCUUCUGACAACUUUGCUUUAAAAAACUGCAUGGAUUUUGUAUUUGGUAUAAGUAGUUUCAUAUAAGUGUUAACUUUGGGUAUAGCCAAUCAGUUCAUUUUUACAUGGAUUAUGAUAACAUUGGUGCCUCUUUUUAAUCCGUCUGUCCCAUGUCUCAAUUAAUGUGCCUCUUUUUACCUUUUCAGAAUCUAUAAUUCCAUUAACUUUUUAGUAUGUGAGCACUGCUUUUGACUGUUAUGCAUACAAUUAUUUAGUGCUCUUAAAUAUAGUUGGAUUUUGAAGGGAAGGGCUGGAUACUUUGUUGAAGCUUGAAUUUAAAGGGUAUUAAAGUGAUACAGGUGGUGGCUUUUAUAAUACACUCAUUACUUGCUGUUCCUGCCUUUCACAAUCUUUUUAUCAUACAUUUUUUGGUGGUGUUUUUUUUUUUUUUGCAAUAAUACCAUAUAUAUGUAUUGUUGUUUUGUUUUUUUUUACACUCAGAUUCCUUCCUAAGGGGGUAUUUGCAAUAACAAAUGUGUUACUGUUAUGCAGGGGUUGUUCUUGCUUACAGUAGCUCUUGUAAUUUAUUGUAGAGUUGUCUCUGCUACUUCUUUAAAAAAUACGUAAUGUAGCAGAAACUCAAAAGAUGAAGACAGAAAGGUGAAUAGAAAAAAAAAAUAGAAAGUAAAUAAAUGUAUGCAUUUCCCUUCUCUGUGUCUUAAAUGUUGAGGAAUAUGCAGCUGCUUGUUGGAAUGUUGUCCAAAUGUAAGUGUAUAUUAUGAAUACCUCUGUGGAAAAUAUUUGUGUAACAGUUUAUCUGAUUUCCUGUGUGCCUAGUGUGCUUGAACUGAA
Polyodon spathula (Mississippi paddlefish) is the source of this 4981-nucleotide messenger RNA. Its product is annotated as F-BAR domain only protein 2-like. The coding region runs from base 229 to 3453 and encodes 1074 amino acids. The record is from RefSeq and is a predicted model, not a curated record. The transcript is spliced from 30 exons. Gene Ontology annotation, biological process: clathrin-dependent endocytosis; synaptic vesicle endocytosis; clathrin coat assembly. Gene Ontology annotation, cellular component: plasma membrane; clathrin-coated pit; clathrin-coated vesicle. Lineage: Eukaryota; Metazoa; Chordata; Actinopteri; Acipenseriformes; Polyodontidae.